AUGCUGCUACUGCUGCUGCUUUCGAAGCAAGCGAAAGCAGCGCGGCCGCCAGCCGGACGCAGUGGGCGGCGGAGGAGGUGGGGGCAUGUUCUCUCGCUUCGGUCGCCAGCGCCGCGGCGGCCCAGCCAUGAUGGAGUCCGGUUACGGUCACGGGCCUGGUCACGGACACGGUCGUCACGGCCAUCACGGCAUAGCGAGGCCAACGCCAACACAUGGAUAUAG
Colletotrichum orchidophilum is the source of this 222-nucleotide messenger RNA. RefSeq lists its product as uncharacterized. Lineage: Eukaryota; Fungi; Ascomycota; Sordariomycetes; Glomerellales; Glomerellaceae. The coding region runs from base 1 to 222 and encodes 73 amino acids. The transcript has a single exon. The record is from RefSeq and is a predicted model, not a curated record.